GGAGGCUGCAGGGGCGCCGAUGCUGCAGGAGACCCGGCUCUCCAGAAAUACCGAAAGGCGGCUAAGUUUUGUUCAGAAUGCGCCCGUAAUCCACCGAAGGUCCGCGGAGAGCUGAAACCAAAGCUUCUGAUAAAAGCUUCGCUGUUUUUUCUGUUCCUGGAGAGCUCAACGCGCCCUGCCUCCAAAAAGAAAAAUGAUCGGGAGAGGACUGUUCGUUUUGACAUUACUGUCCAACUGCGCUCUGUCAUUGCCACUGACUCCAAGUCAGCUGGAGAAUGAGGACGUGAAGGUGAUGAGAUGCAUUGUGGAGGUGCUGGCGGAUGUGCUGUCAAGGGCCCACCCCAUGCCUGUCACUCAGGAGUGUUUGGGCACGCUGAAGACAGAUGACAGGCUUGUUUCUAUCCUUCGCCAUCAUAACUUUCUGAAGGAGCUGCAGGAGAUUGCUGUUCAAGGUGGUCUGGAGAGAGCUGAGCUGCAGAGAGACGCCGGUACAGCUGACCCAACGACGCCACCUCCUCAGACCGCGGGCGACGUGCCAGAUCGAUCGAUGUUGGAGGCUUUAGGAGGCCCCGGCGAAAGAUCCAUCCUGUCGCAGAAGAGGAGGACAGGAAACGGGGACGGAGAAGAAGAGAAGGACGAGAGCCUGGGAGGUGAAGAGUCACAGCAGGACGGCGACAUCGCUGAGGAGGUGGAGGUGAAGAGGGAAAGCGACGAGAGGCCAGGAAGCCACGUCUCUGAGUCUGUGGAUGAGUGGAGAGAUGCUGAGAAGAGGGAGGAAGAAGAAGAGGAAGAGAAGAGAGCAAAUUCAGAGGAAGAUUCAGUGGAAAACAUGACCAAGGAAAAGAAAGGUGCUGCAUCUGGUGAAAAGAGAGCUGCACGCAGAAACAAAUCAAAAGAGAAGAAGUCUGAUGAAGAAGACGAAGAGGAGAAAGACAAGAGAUCUGCACUUUUCUCACAUAAACAAGAGGAGAAACAGGAGGAUGAAGAGGAGACGAAGAGAGGGAGCAGGGAGAGCCUGAAGCGAUGGACCAAGAGGGGCAAGGCGCUGCCGCUGAAGAGGAAGGCGGCCGGCAAGGAGGCGCAGCAGGAAGUGCCACAUCAUUCGAAAGAGGUCUCAGAGGAAGAGGAGGAGGGGGAGGAGAAGAAAAGAGACGUGCAGAGGAGUCCAGAGGAGAAGGAGCUGCAGAUGAUCGCGAGAAGGGGACCUGAGGAGAGGAGGGGGAUGGAGGAGGAGGGGAGCGCCAGCCGGAAGUCAGAGGAGCCAGAGAUUGAAAGCCUGGCAGCCAUUGAGUCGGAGCUGGAAAACGUUGCCCAGAAACUCCAUGAGCUGCGACGAGGCUGAGAGAGAGAUUGGUAAAAAGUUGACACCGCAACCUCCUCUGCCUCCUCGUACUCCUCCGCUUUACCAGCUGCCUGGUUUCCACAGAUAGAGCGUGUGAAUAUGUGACAAGAUCUUAUCUUUUGCUAUUUUUCCGGAGGAUGCCCCCCUUGCACCACACUGCUGCAGACUCCCUUGUGACAUUCUGUCCUUCACAUAGAUUACCAUAUAGUAGAUGCACACUGCAGCUAGACAUGCAUACUAAAAACAUAGAGACACACGAGUUCUGUGCAUUCAGACACACAGCAAAGGCUCCUGAAGGAAAACUCUUUCUGUCAGUGACGGUCGGCAGCUUGUUUUCUCUGACAAUCAUCUCUCCCUUUCUGCAAAUGUAUCUCGCCUGCUUUUCUAAUUAUUUUAACACUGAACAUUGAUUUAUGUGAGGCAGAUCCAGGUACACACAAACACCAACAAGGUGAGGUUGUACAGUAACGGCAUGUAUACAUGUACAAAGCUCUUUCUGGGAUGCUAACUUACUUUAGAGGGAGCAGAAGAAGAACACAUAGAUGCUUAUUUAUCAUAGAGACAGUCAAGCCAAGGCAAUAAUUGAAGAUUUUUAAGAUUAAUGGCGGGAUUGUAAUCUUAAACUGUACUCAAUUUAUGUAAGAAAACCAAUAAAUUGAAUUGGGUUUAUCUGGGAAUCUCUGUUUUGGGAAAUUCUUUAAAUGCCUUUAAAAUCAAAUGAAUAUUUACAGAAUUUGAGAAAUAAUGCAAUAAACUCAGCAUACUAA
Chelmon rostratus (copperband butterflyfish) is the source of this 2109-nucleotide messenger RNA. RefSeq names its product chromogranin A (gene chga). NCBI's taxonomy places the organism in Eukaryota, Metazoa, Chordata, Actinopteri, Chaetodontiformes, Chaetodontidae. Gene Ontology annotation, cellular component: chromaffin granule. Bases 194 to 1342 code for a protein of 382 amino acids. The transcript has 8 exons. Gene Ontology annotation, biological process: negative regulation of catecholamine secretion; defense response to bacterium; negative regulation of insulin secretion. The record is from RefSeq and is a predicted model, not a curated record.